AAUGAACAAAGGAGAGACUCCAACUAACGAACAAAGGAGAUGAACAGUUCAGCAUCUAGAAAAUUCAUUAUACUGUAAAUACACCCGUGCGCACCAUCUUCAAACUGCCCUUUCUCCCACAAGAACGUCAGAAGCUCGCCGGAGAAGACCCGAUAAUCGUGAUUCGUGACCAUCUAGAUUAGGCAUUCUAUCUAAUAGACUGUUGGUUUUGGGGUGCUGACCCCAAAGGCCUCUUCUUUUUCUUAAUCUUAAUCUUGGCGGUGUUUUCAGUUGUGUGAAAGAAAUAAUGGGAUUGAAGGAGAUAUACAAAGUUGUAAAAUUGAUGUGCUGCAUUGAGCUAUGGAGAAUGGGUGUGCUGUGGACACUAUCUCUUCUAAUCUCUUACAUGCGCCUCUUUCUCUUUCUCUUUCUAUGGCGUCACAAGUCCACUAAUCCUAUACCUCGGCAAACUGCUAUUGCCAACACACCACUCUGCGUUAUCACUGGUCCAACAUCAGGCCUUGGAGCUGCAGCUGCAGAAGCUCUCUCUAAACUCGGCUUCUUUGUCAUCCUUGUUGGAAGGUCAGGUCAUCUUCUCUCACAGACUAUUGCAGAUAUCCGCAAACGAAAUGAAAAUGCUCAGCUUCAAGCAUUUGAAGUCGACUUGUCAUCCUUCUCAUCCAUUAUCAAGUUCAGAAACUCCUUCAUGCACUGGCUUUUGCAUAUGAAUAUGCAUCCUUCAAUCCAACUCUUGAUCAACAAUGCAGGAAUACUCGCAACAUCAUACAGAGCCACUGAUGAUGGUUUUGAUGAGAUGAUGAUGACAAAUUACAUGGGGGCUUUUUGUCUCACGAAGGUUUUACUACCAUUACUCGAGGACAGUCCUGUUCCAUCACGUAUAGUCAGUGUCUCAUCUUUUACACAUCGAAGUGUAAAUGAUGUGCAGGUAAAUAAGGAGUUUGUUUUUGGAAAAUCCUUCCCAGAUUUCAAGCAAUAUCCAUUUGCCCAUUUAUAUGAACGCUCCAAAUUGUGCAUAUUGCUUUUUUCAUAUGAGCUUCAUCGACGAAUCUGCAAAGAUAAAGUGUCUCAACUGUCUGUCAAUGUUGCAGAUCCUGGAGCAGUAAAAACCAACAUUAUGAGGGAUUUACCACAAUGUCUUUCCCAACUAGCAUUUGCGGUUUUGAAACUUCUGGGAAUCUUGCAAUCUCCUGAGAAAGGGGUCAGCUCAAUACUGGAUGCAGCCCUUGCUCCACCUGAAACUUCCGGAAUGUAUUUCUUUGGUGGCGAAGGUAGGACGCUCGAGUCUUCCCCCUUGUCCCACGACACUGUGCUUGCAGAGAGAUUAUGGGAAACGUCUUCUGAUAUAUUUCUGGAUUUGAAGCAUUCUUAUGAUAAAACUACCACGUUAGUAUCUACUUGUGGGUAAGCAAAAAUAAAUACAAUAAUUUGUUGAUAUGAAAAUUUUCAGUAUAAAUUGAGUGAUUUGGCAUGUAUAUUUCCAUAAAUUGUUUCCUUUGGAAUCCGUCCAUCGGUCCAUGUCUUUUUGUUGAAGAAUGAUUAGGAAUGCACUUAAGCACUCAUAACAGCAGUAGAUGUGUCAAGAUAUUGUGUCAAAUUUGUUAUUACAGGGAUCUCUAGUCAGCAGAUUGUUUCUCCUUCUUUUCCUCUCUGUGUAGAGAUGGCUUCUAGCUUACUUUGAAUUGGAUGACAUGGCAUUGUGAGUUUGUGGCGCAAUUUGUGUGGUCAUCAAGUGCAAUGUAAAAUACAUAUAUACUUCCAUUUUUCUUCGUUGUUCCGCAUAUAAAUAUAAAUCUUAAUAUUUUUAUU
Molecule: messenger RNA, 1806 nt
Organism: Beta vulgaris subsp. vulgaris (sugar beet)
Lineage: Eukaryota; Viridiplantae; Streptophyta; Magnoliopsida; Caryophyllales; Amaranthaceae
Product: short-chain dehydrogenase TIC 32, chloroplastic
Exons: 10
Coding region: 287-1405 (372 amino acids)
Source: RefSeq, a predicted model, not a curated record